AUGCUGGUGCAGGCCACCAGUGGGAUCAACGGCGCUGAGACAAUGACUCAGAAGGCCAACAAGGUGGAGGACACCGUGGAUCUCUUCACCUCCGACACGCUUAAGGGUGGAGCCAAGAAGCCAGAGCUUGUCAAGGUGCUGUGUGGCAACAGCGGCCCUGAUGUCGACUGGCUAGUCGACAAGUUCGAUCUGGACAUGUCUCUGCUGGCCCGCCUUGGUGGUCACUCAGCGCCGCGCACCCACCGCGGCAAGGAGCGCUUCCCAGGCAUGACCAUCACCUAUGCGCUCAUCCAGAUGGUGGAGAAGAUCUCUGAGCGCAGCGAUCUUGCCCGGAUCAUCAACAAGGCCAAGGUGAAGACGCUGCUGAUGAACAGCGGGGCCGUGACUGGCGUGGUCUACGAGAAGCGAGGCAAGGACUUCACGGAGGAGGGCCCCGUGAUUCUUGCCACGGGCGGCUUCGGCGCAGACUUCACGGAGGAUUCCCUCUUGGCCAAGUACCGCCCAGACCUCCUGCACCUGCCCACCACCAACGGGGACCACACCACCGGUGAUGGCAUCAAGAUGGGCGAGGCCAUUGGCGCGCGCUCCAUCGAUCUUGAGUGGGUCCAGGUCCACCCCACCGGCCUGGUGGAGCCUGAGGAUCCGGAGGCCAAGAUUAAGUUCCUGGCGGCUGAGGCCCUUCGCGGCGUCGGUGGCCUGGUCAUCAACGCUGCUGGUGAGCGAUUCUGCAACGAGCUGGGCCGCCGCGACUACGUCACUGGUGAGAUGUGGAAGUCGAAGCCGCCAUACCGCCUGAUCCUGAACAAGGCUGCCUCGGACGAGAUCAUGUGGCACUGCAAGCACUACACCGGCCGCGGAGUCAUGAAGUUCUACAACACCGGCGAGGAGCUGUGCAAGGACAUGGGCGUCGCGCUCUCCACGUUGGAGGCCACUCAUCAGCAGCACUUCGAGGCGGCCAAGAAGCAGGAGAAGGAUCCAGAGGGCGGCCCCUUCACGGCCUACCCCAGCGGAAAGACCUGGGACGAGCCCAGCGGCAAGACCGGCGUUGGCAAGAAGUUCUUCCACAACAUCAUUGAUGGCUCCAAGGUCAAGAGCGAGCCCUUCUACGUAGCCAUCAUCACUCCUGUGAUCCACUACUGCAUGGGUGGCUUGGAGAUCGACGUGGACUCUGCCUGCGUAGACAAGUCUGGCAAGGCCAUCCCAGGCCUUUAUGCAGCGGGCGAGGUGGCCGGUGGUGUGCACGGCAACAACCGCCUCGGCGGCAACUCCCUGCUGGACUGCGUGGUCUUCGGCCGUGUGGCCGGCAAGGCCUGUGCCAAGUACAUGCUCGGCGACAAGACCAAGAGCAUG
Molecule: messenger RNA, 1350 nt
Organism: Symbiodinium pilosum
Lineage: Eukaryota; Dinophyceae; Suessiales; Symbiodiniaceae
Source: the annotation of a GenBank genome assembly